Sipha flava (yellow sugarcane aphid) is the source of this 2596-nucleotide messenger RNA. RefSeq names its product sodium-independent sulfate anion transporter-like. Gene Ontology annotation, molecular function: secondary active sulfate transmembrane transporter activity. Gene Ontology annotation, biological process: transmembrane transport. Lineage: Eukaryota; Metazoa; Arthropoda; Insecta; Hemiptera; Aphididae. The record is from RefSeq and is a predicted model, not a curated record. The coding region runs from base 537 to 2504 and encodes 655 amino acids. The transcript is spliced from 13 exons. Gene Ontology annotation, cellular component: membrane.
GUACGGCCCUGAUUAUUGUUAUUAUUGGAUAACAUGUUCCUUGAAAUUAUAUAUCGAUUGUUUUACGGAGCGUAUGUACUGUAAAAAAAUUAAAAUCAUCUACAUAAAGCUAUUUUAAUCAGACUAAUUUAAACCCAGUAAGUUAAACACAUUGUAAAUUUGCAUCGUGUUUCAGCAUAUUAAUAAAUUAGCCUUGUUUGACUUAUUGAUUCUCUUCGAUCAGUUUAUUAAGACUAGGCAUUCGCAUCGUGUUGCUAAUUGAUCAGCCCGUAAUGUAUAUAAUUAUUUUGUUUUCCGACAAUGACGGUUACAAUAACGAAACCGUUAGUUGUCGCUCGUGACACGUAUAGCGUACUUAUCGUUGGUUAUGGUAGACACGAGUUCAAAUACUGAACGGGUCUUCAAUAAAAAUUAAAUACAUGAAACCCAUGAUUUAAACAUCGAUUUUUAAAACCCUUGAAAUUGUCCCACAGAACCCUUAAGUUCCACAGAACUCACUUUGGGAAUAGCUGACUUUCAAAAACAUUUGUAUAUAAAUGGAAAAUCCAAAUUAUGAACACGAAAAUGGCAAACAACAAAAUCCAGCUGUUAACAAUGGCAACUUACCGUUCAAUUAUGAUACAGUAAAUCAUGAUAUUGUUUUGACAUUCGAUGACGUACAAUCGGCAAAACAUAGUCUUAACUUGGAAACACUAUUAACCCGGAAUACCAAAGACGCAUGCCUAAAAAACCUAACUAUAUAUACCAAAAAAAAAUUUUUUAUACUACAAUGGAUUUUUACAUACUCAAUUCAAGACUUUGUUGGCGAUAUCUUGGCCGGCAUUACUAUCGGCUUGACAGUAAUACCUCAAUCGUUGGCGUUGGCUAGCAUAGCCGGAGUACCAGCUCAAUACGGUCUUUACAGUUCCUUCGUGGGCACAUUCAUUUACUUGCUGUUUGGUACCAGUAAAGUGGUGCCCAUGGGGCCGACCGCCAUCGUAGCAUUGUUGACAAACAACACGAUCGGUAACCGUGGACCAAUGUAUGCAACCAUGUUAUGCUUUACGACCGGCGCAAUCCAGGUGCUGAUGAGCUUCACAGGCCUGGGAAUCAUCGUUAACUUCAUAUCGGUACCCGUGUGCUCAGGGUUCACGUCGGCCUCGGCCAUUCUCGUCAUCAUGUCACAGCUGAAGGAUCUAAUUGGCGUCAAGGUAGGUGGCGGGAGUCUGUUGAAAAUGAUCAGGGUCACAUUGGAACACAUCAGUGGCAUAGGCGUAUGGGACACGGCCAUGGGGCUUGUGUGCAUAGCGACGGUUAUGUUUUUGAAGGCAUUUAGUAUAAUGCGUAUAGGCCCAAAAGAAGAAGAAUUACAAACUACAUGGCAAAAAAAUGUCAACCGGUUUAUUUGGGCCAUUGGUGCAUUUCGAAACUCGUUUGUAGUAAUCGUGUGUAGUAUUAUCUGUUAUUGGUGUAUACAUGAUAUACACCACGAUAUUACUUCAGAUAUAUCACCAUCAAUCCCUUUCAAAGUCAUCGGUAAAAUACCUCGCGGAUUGCCACAUUUUGAGUGGCCAAACUUCAGUGAUAACGGUACAAGUUUUUUCGAUAUGGUUUUCUCCAUGGGAUCUGGCGUCAUUGUCAUACCACUCAUAUCGCUGCUCGAGACAAUAUCACUAUGCAAAACAUUUGCUGACGGUCGUCCGGUGGACACCGACCAAGAGUUGUUGGCAAUCGGGCUGGCGAACUGGGGUAACUCGUUCUUCCUCGGCUUCCCCGGGGCCGGAGCGAUUGCGCGAGGUGCUCUGAACUAUUCGAGUGGCGUGCGGACGCCCCUCGGAGGACUGUAUACGGGACUCACUGUUAUGGCGGCGUUGCUGUUUUUGACGCCGUAUUUCUAUUACAUCCCGAAGACUUCGCUGGCUGCUGUCAUUAUCGCCGCCUCGUUUACGAUAUUCAACGUCAAAGUGGUCAAACACAUUUAUAAAUCGAAAAAAAGAGAUUUGGUCCUCAUGUUGAUCACGUUCUUUGCGUGUCUUUUUCUGCCCUUGGAAUACGGUGUACUCGUCGGUAUCGUUGCAAAUGUCGUGUUCAUACUAUGCAGUGCGGCGAAACCGAAAAUAUCCAUUCAAGUACAGCAGAAUCGAUAUGGGAUCAAAUACUUAUUGCUGACACCGGACAGGUAUUUGAUAUUCCCCUCAAUGGAAUACGUGAGGGAGACUAUUACCAAACACGGUCUAGCUCUCGGAAUUCCAGUCGUCAUUGAUGGUUCUAAGAUAUUCGAAGCUGAUUUUACAACGGCCGAAGUAUUUUCAAUGAUAUCACGAGAUUUAUCAAAAAAGGGCCAAUUCCUGUACCUUUACAAUCUAAAAUCUAGCGUCAUCAAUGUAUUCAAGGGACUGAAAAAUUGCAAUGUAUUCCUGUGUGCAAACAAAGACGAGUUAGACGAACUAUUGAUGAAACAUUUUGGAGCAACACAUUUCCAAGAACAAUAUCAAAACAAUACAAUCUGGACCACACAAAUGUAAACUAAAGUCAAACUUUAAAUAGACUUUCAAAUAAAUGUCAAAUAUCUGUUAAAAUUUGUAAAUAUAUUGCAAACAAAAAAGUGUGUUGUUUC